Molecule: messenger RNA, 2382 nt
Organism: Purpureocillium lilacinum
Lineage: Eukaryota; Fungi; Ascomycota; Sordariomycetes; Hypocreales; Ophiocordycipitaceae
Source: RefSeq, a predicted model, not a curated record
AUGCUGAAUGGCGUCACGCUGCACAUGGAUGACGUCCCGCAGCUGCUCAUGUCGGAUUACCGGCAGGCCCACAGGCUCCUGUUCGACGAGCUCCUGUUCGGCGCGGACGACAUUGCGGCAGUUGAGUCCUGGCGGGUGCACGACGACCUCGAUCUCGAUGAGUACGGCGGCUCGUGGCUGACCGACAAAAGGAACACGGAGGUCCUGCCCGGCGUGCAGGACGCUCUGCUGCGGCAGAUCCAGAGUCGCGCCGGUUUGCGGCAGGUGUUAGUACGAGACGGCCCGACAGGGCAGAAGGUUCUGUGCCGCAAGGCCAUCGCCAUUUACGAGUCCCACGUCCAGGAGUUCCUCCAGCGGCUGGUCACGCUCAUCCACGUGUCGCCCUGUCCGCCGUUACGAGCACCCGAGCUGCUGUCGGUGCUGUACGCAAACACGGGAAGGCGCCGGAACAUCUACGUGUGGGAAAAGAGCGUCAUGCUGCACGUCCGCUACCACAAGAGCCAGGACAUGACGGAGAAGCCGGCCGACAACAUCCGCUUCCUGCCCCGCGCGGUGGGGGAUCUGCUUCUCACGUAUCUCGCUGUCGUCCAGCCUCUGCGGCAGACGUUCCUGCGCCAGAGCAAGCCCGGGGCGUUGCUGUCUCCGUACCUCGGGGCUACGUUGGGCGGCGAGGUCUGGUCAGACGAGAGGGUGGUGGCCUGCCUGAAAAGGGCCCACGCGCGGGCGGAGACGCCGAGGCUCACCGUGGCCUGGUGGCGACAGGCGGCCGCCUCCAUCACGAAGGCCAAGCUGAGCCCUAGCCAGCGAGCCAACUUCAAUAUACACGACAUGGAGGGCCCAGAGGAGAUCGAGGAGGAGUUCGACAUGGUCACGCUGGCCGUGGCGAGCAACCAUUCAGUCGGCACCUUCAACUCCGCCUAUGCCGGCACGACCACCUUGGUCAUGAACAUGCCGCUCAACCGCGCGUACCGGGCGUCGGAGAUAUGGCGCAACCUAUUUGGGGUCGACCAGGCCCUCCGGGGGAAGCGCCCUCGGGUACCCGCGGGCGAUGAUGAUCCUUACGCCCGUGGCGGCAUCUUGAACGCGUGCAAGAAAGUCCAGCUCCGUAAGCGCCCGGCGCUGAAACGGGGUGGUCUCGUCGCCGUGGCUCGCCGGCUGUACAACGAUCCGGCGUUGCAGCUACGCCGGCCGGGCCAGAAAAAGGCGAUGCUCGCCGUAUUAGGCCCCCGACCAGCGGAACAGGUCGUCGUGGGCCUCGGGACCGGGUCCGGCAAGUCGCUGCUCUUCAUGGUCGCAGCCGCGAUGGACGGUGCCGGCACGACCGUGCUUGUGUUGCCAGCAGUCUCUCUGCGCACGAACAUGCUCGAUCGCCUGCGCAAGGCAGGCGUUCGGUACUGUGAAUGGCACCCCGGGUCAUCCAGCAAAGCGGCGCCGCUCGUCAUCGUUUCUGCCGAGGCAGCCUGCACGGAGCGGUUUGUAGAGUACGUCGGCCUGCUGAACAGUAGGCAGCAAUUAGAUCGCAUCGUCGUCGACGAAUGCCACCUCACGGUCACGGCGAGCAGCUACCGCCGUUCGAUGUCGCAACUAGGGUGGCACGUUCGGAGCGUUCCCACACAGACCGUGUGGCUGACCGCGACGCUGCCACCGGUAUUUGAGGAGCCCUUCUUCGAGCACAACAAGCUCGUGCGGCCGAUGAUUGUGCGCGAAUCCAUGGACAGGCCGAUCAUACGCUAUAUGGUGCGGUGCGAGCGUGGCCAGGGCACACUUGCCGCGCGGGCAGCCGACUGUGUCCGGGGCUUCUGGGGCCGGAAGGGUCUCGUACAAGGCGAGCGAGACAGGGUCGCCCUUUACUGCCAGACCAAAGAGCUGUGUUGCAACCUCUUCAACCACGUCCACCUCGUCAACCACGUCAACCACGUCAACCACGUCAACCACGUCAACCACGUCAACCACGUCAACCACGUCAACCACGUCAACCACGUCAACCACGUCANCGUCAACCACGUCAACCACGUCAACCACGUCAACCACGUCAACCACGUCAACCACGUCAACCACGUCAACCACGUCAACCACGUCAACCACGUCAGCCACGUCAACCACGUCAGCCACGUCAACCACGUCAACCACGUUAAUCACGUUAAUCACUUCAACUCCUACUACAACUUCAACUCCUACAACUUCAACUCCUGCUACAACUUCAACUCCUACUACAACUUCAACUCCUACUACAACUUCAACUCCUACCACAACUUCUCCUCCAACAUUUACAUGCGAUCCAUACGGCUUCCCAAUUGGGCCUUUCUUCCUCCAGUGUCGCAGAUCUUCCUCCUGCCGACUGAAAAGGCCGCGGACCUCCGAUUCUGCCUCGAAGGUCUCUAA